Messenger RNA from Arctia plantaginis, 828 nucleotides. The record is from the annotation of a GenBank genome assembly. NCBI's taxonomy places the organism in Eukaryota, Metazoa, Arthropoda, Insecta, Lepidoptera, Erebidae.
AUGUCGAAUUAUUACGGAAACAACUUUGGAUAUGAUAACGAAUACCAACAACAAUAUCGCCCAAACUACCACGGUGGCAGAGGCGGAGCACAGUGGGGCGUUGGAGGGUUUAACCGCCAUCCACGGCCUAAUCUGGAAGCGCCCGUACGUGGGAAUUUCAGAGGCAGAAACAAUAGUAACAGAGGAGGACCACGCCCUCAGCAGGCUGCUACACCUGCGGCCCCUGAAGUGGCUGAGUUGCCACCUGUACCCGCUCCAAAACAUUUGUCAAAAACUACAUCACCUUUAACCAAUGAUCCUCUUUAUCUUGAAAGUUUUAUGAAUGAGCUCGGGACGGAGAUGAGAAAAGCUCCGAUUAACAACGAAGUCCACCCCGGCCAUUAUGGUUUUGCCCGCAUCGUAGAGGAAGACUUUAAGUCUGUUUGUGCACGUUCUCACACUUACGGAAAGAAUAUCUCUGAAUCGAUGCACAGUUAUUACAUGGGCAUGAUUACCCAUAUAAGGAUGCUUGAAAUCCAUAGGCAGAACGGAAACAUAUUAACUAACGCAGAAUCCGAUUUAUUAAUGCAGUUUAAUUGUGAACCUUAUCCAGUCACCAAGCUCUUUGAGCAAUAUUUAUCCGGUUUUGGGAAUACGUCCAUACCAGGAUCAACGGACUGCGAGUUUGUAUUUAAUAAGCCGCCCAAUGUCGCGGCCAACAAUAUCAUUGGCUUCUUUGGCCCCCUUAAUGCGAAUGCUGUGGAUUAUGGCACAUACGUAUGCCCUGGCGUCUUAGCACAGAGAAUUGUAGAAGACGUUUUUUACUUCCAAUCUAGUCCGGGAUGUUAA